GGAGAUCAAGUGAUGGAUAUUUCAACAGACAUAUUUUUAUCUUUUGUUGAUGCCAAAGAAAUUAUGUUUUUGUUGACAUGGGAUUAAAUUAAAUUGAUUGUCUCUAAUUUUGUCAGCACUCAUUUUUAUACUCAAUUUUAUUUGUACUUAUUGAUUUUUUUACCGACAAUAAUGUAAUUUUUCAAUCAAACUUCAGGAAGUACAGUGAUUAUUUCCAACAUUCCCUUCCAAAUAACUGUUGUGCUAAUAUAAGUUAACUUUUAAACAUUUUGGGAUUUGCACCGUGACCACCAAUUGUUUAUCCUUCCAUUUAAAUGACUCUCCCUCUUUUUUUUUUUUAAGUCAUUGGCUAUUCAUUAAUAUGAACCCAGAGGGUUAGCAGAUUAUGGGCCGAAACCCGUAUGGGAGAUACAAGAAACAUGGAAGGCCCAAGCAGCAAUCAAAAGACCAAGACCCAACUGAUGGCAUGUGAAAAACAAGACAAAAAACAGCCAAUGCCCAACAUAUGGCCUGAAAACCCUAGCCCCAAUUGAUCCCACAUGGAACAGCAGCCGCCACCUAUCACACCAAAAAUGAUAGGAAUAUAUAAUUACUUAAUUGUUUUUCUGUUAGUUUGUUCCUAUUGUUUAGCCAUAUUCCCACAACACUACUUCCAUUAUGUAACGUGCUAUUAGGGUUCGCCUUGUAAUCUUGGGUAUAAAACCCACACUCCUAAUCAAUAUACAACAAGUCAUUACUCCUCCAUAUGGUAUCAGAGCUGCGCUCUGAUCUCCUUAAUCCCAUUCUCUCUUGCUGAACCUCUUAUUCUUCUCUCUCGGCCGCCAUGUCUCAAAAUGAUGGUGGGUCAGUUAUUAACCUUGACAAUUCCAAUAUCAUCAUCACUCUCAAUCCCGCCACUCAAUUCCCCAACAAACUCAAUGGCGACAACUUCCCUACCUGGCGUGCCCAACUCGUGACUCUUCUCCAGGGGCUCGACUUGCUCAAAUAUCUUGACGGCUCCCAUCCUCCACCUGCCCCCGAUGCUGAGGCGGCCGUCCGUAUUCACUGGUUCCGUCAAGAUCAACUUCUCCUCCACUAUAUUCUGGCUUCGUUUACACCCAGCGUUGCUCCCUACGUCACGUCUGCUGCGUCUUCCCGUGAUGCGUGGCUGAUCUUGGAGCGUAUGUUCGCCAGUCAGUCUCGGCAACGGAUCAUGAAUCUGAAAACCAAGCUCAGCCGCGAAACCCAAGGCUCUCGCCCUGUCGCCGUCUAUCUGCAGUCUAUGCGCACCAUGGCGGCUGAACUUGCCCUUGUUCAAGCACCUGUGUCGAAUGAAGAUACGAUUCUUCAUAUUCUUCGUGGUCUUCGUGAGGAAUAUGGUCCUCUUUCUGCUGCUCUUCGCGCCUGUGACACCACCAUUUCUCUCAAAGAUAUGCACGAUCGCCUGGUUGAUUUUGAAGCCGAUUUUGAGGCGCAUCGAUCCUCUUUUGCACUGGCUCCUACCACUGUUUUCUCCUCCUUUCGUGGUCGUUCUUCCCAGACGUCUCAUGGCCGCGGCAAUCCUAGUAGUCCUCGCCGCUCUCGCCAGAUGCAACCUUCCUCCUACCCCGACUCUGCGUAUCGUGGUCAUUCACCUUCCCGUGGGUUUCCCAAUCCAGCGCCUUCCUCAGCACCGUCUCUUCCCAGCCUCCCUCACAUCCAGUGCCAAUUUUGCGACAAGCCAGGUCACACCGCCAAAGAGUGCUACCGGCUCCAUGGUCGUCCUCAAUCCCACCAUACCGUGACUGCCGGUUCCUCCUCCUCCUCCUUAUGGCUUCUUGACUCCGCCGCCACCAAUCACGUAACCCCUGAUCUCGGUGGUCUCUCUCUCUACACAGACUACCACGGCCCCGAAGAGGUUAUUGUAGGCGACGGAUCAGGUCUGAAAAUUACCCACAUUGGGCAAUCUCGCCUCCCUACUUCUUCCUCGUCCUUGGCUCUUUCCAAUAUACUGUGUGUUCCGGCCAUUAAACGCCGCUUGUUGUCGGUUGCGCAAUUGUGCAAAUCUAACUCGGUUUCGGUGGAAUUCUUCUCUGAUUGUUUUAUUGUGAAGGACCUAGCCACGGGGGCGCCUCUACUAUGCGGCCUGAAUAAUGAUGACGUGUAUGAGUUGCCAGUGGAUUCCCAGUCUCCUGUUCGUCUAGCCUUGACCGCCACACCCACCUCUUUCUCCACUUGGCAUCAUCGCCUGGGCCAUCCCAACACCAAGCUGCUAUCCCGUUUACUCCGUAAUCAGUCUCUCCCUGCCUCUGCCUCCUCUUGUUCCUCUUGAGAGUCAUGUUCAUUGCAUAAGAGUCACAAACUUCCCUUUUCUAUUUCGAGUUUGACUAGUACUCGUCCGUUCGAUUUGCUGUUUAUGGAUGUUUGGGGCCCUUCCCCUGUGCUUUCUCUUGAUUCUUAAUCUUAUUACUUGGUCAUUGUGGAUCAUUUUACUCGCUAUACAUGGCUCUAUCAUUUAUCCCGUAAAUCUGAUGUUUGUCAUGUUUUUACAACAUUCACUACGAUGAUUUCCAAACCACUGGGCAUUACUCACCUUCUUACCCCGCCUCACACUCCCAAUGUGAGUUUUCUAGUCUGACUUGCUCCCCCCCCCCCCCCCCCCCCCCCCCCCCCCCCCCGUGGUGAUCGAAUAGUUUUAUAUAUAGAUGUAGGAGGGUCUGUUUGGGAAGUAAGAAGCCCCUUUGACAUCUCUUCAUCUGCAAAGAAUUCUCGAUGUGAAAACACAGAGACAAAGGGCUGAUCUUUGAAUAGGAAAAAGAGUGGAUCUGCAGGAUCCCAAAUGAAUUGGCUUAUUCGAA
Messenger RNA from Linum trigynum, 2816 nucleotides. Lineage: Eukaryota; Viridiplantae; Streptophyta; Magnoliopsida; Malpighiales; Linaceae. The record is from the annotation of a GenBank genome assembly.